This is a messenger RNA of Verruconis gallopava, 994 nucleotides long. RefSeq lists its product as uncharacterized. Bases 138 to 806 code for a protein of 222 amino acids. Gene Ontology annotation, molecular function: nucleic acid binding. The transcript has 2 exons. The record is from RefSeq and is a predicted model, not a curated record. Lineage: Eukaryota; Fungi; Ascomycota; Dothideomycetes; Venturiales; Sympoventuriaceae.
GAUCCACCAGCUUGGGCCGGACUAAGCUCGGAGUUAGCCAAAUUGCAAGGCCAUCUUCUGUGAACCUGAACGACAGUUGCAACUGCUUCACCACGACAAGCUGUACGUGGACGUGCCCGAAUCCUUGAAGAAGCAUCAUGGCCGAAGAUUCAGAUGACGAGUACACGAUUCCCCUUGCUGGUCCAGCACCGUAUGGUUCGGGCUUGAAAAAAAAAGGCAUCAAGUUCGUCUCUGCAGGCACUCUUGAGACAUCAAACCAUGCUCAAAUGCGUUCAGGGGAAGACAUCGCAAACUCGUACCUCGCGCUAGUACUAGAUAAGCCCCCCACUCCACUGGAAGACGCUGCCACCCAUGAACACAAACAAGGCCAGCAGGCCGCCAGAUGCGACACUUGCAAUCUGCCGUUGGAAGAUGCGCAGAGUGUUGAGCACCACACAAGUCUGGCACAUCAAGCUGCGCUAGCACACAUUCAUCCCCCGAGUUCUAUCGACCGUUCGAGAAAGGGUCUCGCAUAUCUCGAGUCUCAAGGCUGGGAUCCGGACAGUAGAAAGGGACUUGGCAUGCAAGGGGAAGGCAUCUUACAGCCUCUUCGUGCUCUAGAGAAAAAGGACAAGGCAGGCAUAGGCGACAGAAGUAGGAGCGUGACGCCGAAAGGUUCCAGCGCAAAAGUACAGAAGGGCCCUCAGGGCUUAGACCCGAAAGCGCUGAGAAAGCUACACGAAGAGGGCGAGAGGCGUACCAAAAGAUUGCAUGAAAUAUUCUAUACUGACGAUCGCGUUGCGAAGUAUUUGGGGGAACAAACUUGAUGCCCUACGGGCCGGAUUUGCUCCCGCACUAAUUUGGGGUAUGGCUAUCAAAUUGAAUCUGGCAGACGGCGUUGGCAUUUGCGUCUACAUUCGAGUUCUAUUUUCGUACGCUUCCAUCGCGCAGAGAUGACAUGUCCACAACAAGCUUUGAAGCCUCAACAACGCUCACAAUCUCCUCCCAAAAUGCG